Messenger RNA from Alexandromys fortis (reed vole), 3965 nucleotides. RefSeq names its product PWWP domain containing 2B (gene Pwwp2b). The record is from RefSeq and is a predicted model, not a curated record. The transcript is spliced from 3 exons. The coding region runs from base 353 to 2152 and encodes 599 amino acids. NCBI's taxonomy places the organism in Eukaryota, Metazoa, Chordata, Mammalia, Rodentia, Cricetidae. Gene Ontology annotation, cellular component: nucleoplasm; nucleus.
UGGGCCCGGGGAGUGUCCCCGCCACCCCUCGGUUCCUGGCAGGGCCUCGUAGGGGGCAUUCCUAGCCAGCGUGGCGGCAAGACUAACAAACCCUCCUCUCCGCCCGGUGGGGCCCCGCAAUGCGUUGCCAGCCCAACUCUGAGAGCCGGCUGUGGGGCGCACGCUGCGGCCGGACCGCCCCACGCCCUCCGGCUCCCGGGAGCGCAGCCCGCGGCCGCGCGCCCCAGCCCAGCUCCGCGGUGGCGGCCGGCAGAGAGAGCUUUGUGACGUCAGGCGGCGUCACGCGGGGCUGACCCGGCGGCGGCGGCGGCGGCGGUGGCGGGCGGGGGCGGCCUCCGGAGGCGGCGAGAGCAUGGAGCCGCGGGCCGGCUGCCGGUUGCCGGUACGGGUGGAACAGGUCGUCAACGGCGCGCUGGUGGUCACCGUGAGCUGUGGCGAGCGCAGCUUCGCCGGGAUCCUGCUGGAUUGCACGAAAAAGUCCGGCCUCUUUGGCCUGUCUCCAUCUACUCUGCUGCCUCUGGCUGACAACCCCUCUGUCAUCAGCUGUCAUGGCCAGGGGCCUGAGAAGGGACCUGGAGAAGUGACACAGCCGGGAACAGGACCUCUGCCUCCUCAACACAAAGACCAGUCCCCUGAGAAGGAUCAGCCUCCCAAGACAGCUGGGCCCGAGCUGCCCCCACCUCUCAUACCCCCUCUGCCUGCUGGGAACCUGCCUCCCUUUCCACCCUACUUUGAGGGUGCCCCCUUCCCCCACCCACUAUGGCUGAGAAACACCUACCAGCAGUGGGUGCCGCAGCCCCCACCCAGGACCAUCAAGCGGACCCGGCGGCGACUGUCCCGCAACCGGGAUCCUGGCAGGCUCAUUCUUAGCACGAUCCGCCUGCGACCACGCCAAGUGCUGUGUGAGAAAUGCAAGAGUACUGUGAGUCCCCAGGAGGCCAGUCCUGGUCCCCUGACCACCUCCAGACCUCGCCGGAGGCUAGGCAGUGGCCCCGACAGUGAGCACCGGAAGCCAGAGGAACCUGAGGACAGUGACUCCAUAGCUGCCGCCCCAAGGAGGAGCAAGAGAGAGAAGCGGGAAGAGGAUAGGGUUCCCGGAGAGCGUGUUCCACGGAGCCCAGUCAUCAAGAUCUCCUACAGCACACCACAGGGCAAGGGUGAGGUGGUUAAGAUCCCAUCCAGAGUGCAUGGCUCUGUGGAGCCCUUCUGCCCUCAACAGUCCCUACAGAAUGGCAGCCAGGACUUAGAGGUCGCGAGGGAUGUGGAGCCCAGGGGUGGUGGUGAUCGACCGCCCAGCGGGCAUUCCAUUCCCAAGCUGAAGCUGACUCGUCCAGUGCCUCCCAUCUCAGACCUGCCGCCUCCCAAAAUCCGCUUGAAGCCCCACCGGCUGAGGGAUGGGGAGCAGGAGCCUCUAUAUAGGGCUGAGCUGGUAGAGGAGCUGAACGGAUGCCCACGAGGCCCCCUGAGCAGCUCUUCUGCUCUUUUUGCUGAUGGCUCUAACCAUGGACUGGAGGACUUGUCUUCUGGAAGUUCUGGUGAGGACGAUGACCUCAAGAGGUUUCCUCAAAGUAAACACGGACGCAGUAGCUUGACUUUUCUCGUCGACUGCCCUGGGAGGAGAGCAGAUUGUACCAGUGAAUCUGUGUGCAGCACCGACAGCCUGGAUGAAUUGAAAUCAUCUGGUUCAGAAGUGACAUCUCCAGACACAGGAGACCUGUCAUCUGGUGACAGUGCCUCUGUUCCUUCCUCUUCUGCUGACACUCGCCAGACAGUCCCUCCCCUCACGGUCAGGCUGCACACGCAGAGCGUCUCACAGUGUGUGACUGAAGAUGGCAGGACGGUGGCUGUAGGGGACAUUGUGUGGGGUAAGAUUCAUGGUUUUCCUUGGUGGCCAGCGCGUGUCCUUGACAUCAGCCUUGGCCAGAAGGAGGAUGGAGAGCCCUCUUGGCAAGAAGCGAAAGUCUCAUGGUUUGGGUCUCCAACUACAUCAUUCUUGUCUAUUUCAAAACUGUCCCCUUUCUCUGAAUUUUUCAAACUGAGAUUUAACCGUAAGAAGAAGGGGAUGUAUCGGAAAGCUAUAACUGAGGCUGCCAAUGCCACACAACAUGUGGCCCCAGAAAUAAGGGAGCUCUUGACCCAGUUUGAAAUGUAACUUUGGUUCCGGGAGCAGGUCACCGACAGUGAGGUUGGAGCUGCUGUCCUGGAACUUCCGUCCAAGGGGCCCGUGUGCCUCUGGCUGGCUGUGUGCAGAAACCUGCUGGGCACAGCGGUCAGCCUGACUCCGGGUCCCCAGAGGAGCAGGUGUGCAUGGGGAAGAGCCCAGCUCAGGGCACCUGGCUCCUCUCGGCUGAAUGUAUCUGUUCUUAUGACUCAGGCUUCAGCAUUCCUCGCUGGGAAGUGUCCUGGAGCUUGGUGACAUGUUUGCUGCUUUGUGUGUUAGCAGCUGCAAGGCUUAGGCAUCCUCAAACAGAAGCAGGGCCUUCUGCCCAGCCUGUGAGACUUCUGAGUGGGUGCUGGGCGUAGCUCCAGGGCACCCUCCUGGGCCUGGCCUCGGCUGUUCCGCUAGAGCCAUUCUGCAGGCUUGAGGAAACCAAACUGCAUUGCACGUACGGGGUUCUCCUCCUCCAGCCCUUGGGUGUCGGGGCUCUGUGCACUUGAGCCAGGAGCCAGCCUAGUUGCAUCUCCUCCACAUUCCACUCAAAGCAUGGGUCCCUGGGCUCGCAGCCCUGGCCUGCAAGGCUGCCUCGAUCUGAGAUGCUGCUAUGUCAUCUACUGUGAGGGGGAGAGGGGGAGGGGAGGGCAGAACUGAAAACAGGCCUCAGGUUAGGACAUACCAGCUCUGCCCUGUGAGGCCGCAUUCCUUUCCCCUCUGUCACUUCCAAGACCAAAAAGAAAACAGAAAGAAAAGAAAACUGUCUCUGCCCCUUUGUUCAAGCCUGAAGAGGAAUAAACAGGAGUCUGGGUUGAGGCUCUUGCCUGGAUAGCCUCAAAACUGCACCUGCCUGACCUGUGAGAGAAAGCCUUCGCCUCUAAUGGGAUGAAGGUGGGCCAGGGCCAUCCCUGUCGAGGUGGCCGGUCACCUGACCUGACGGGGUGCAAAUCUGAAGCAGGCGCCCCUCUUUGCUCUAGGUGGUGGUUUCCAUCUCCUGCCUCGGGCCUCCCUCCUGGUUUUCUGUUCCACCCUAAGUCCCUCAGGCAGAGGCUGCGGCCUGGAAUGGUUUGGCUCUUUUCUCCCACGGAGCCUUCCAUCUCCCCAUUCUGUCUUUGCUCAAUUAGAGCUAAGGGACAUCCUGAGAUGGCGGUAGUGGCUUUUCUUGUUCCUGAUUUUAAUGGAAAAUAUUCUGGGUGUUGAGGGUGCCACAGCCCUCAGGAGGAACCUGUGGGCAAGGUGGGAGCACUGUCUGCCAUCGAGGUCUUCCCCAGGCACAGCAGAAGGAGGCUGAUGCAGAUCCAUUACUGACCAGCCCAAGGGCUGCGCUAAUGGUGCCCUGAGGUUCAGGAUCUGCCCUUUGGAGUCAGGAGAAUGUUUUUCCAACUCCUUGUAGCAGCAAAGCCUUCGCCACAGUCAUGCUCUCCAGAAAGAAGCGACACCAGACACUUGUCCCCAAGAACCUACACACACACACCAUCUCUCUGUUUUCAGGGUCUCUCCCCACCAUCCUGGAGUCCCUUGUGUCCAGAGAGAUGUGUCUUAGUGAAUGGGGGAUUCUGGGGUUCCUUGUGCAGUCGGCCCAUGGCUAGAGCAACAGAUCUCCCCAGCACCCCAGUGUCUGACCCUAAGAACCUUUAAAAAAAUCACACUUAGAAGGGAGGACCUUGCACAAGAGGGGACUUUGGAGGAAUGAGAGCAGUCAGCCUUGCCAUUGUGCUCCCACCACCCCUGUUCUGAGAGGAGAUGGAAGAGCCACCCACAGCUGUUUCCUGGGCAUGGCCUCCCCACCUUUGGCCAACCAGCCCCCCCCCCC